AUGCGUCCUUCUGCGGGCACAGCAUUGGGUCUAGCGCUUUCUCAGGCUAAUAGCAUCCAAGCCCAAGAAUUGAGUCAAUAUGUGUUGCCACUGACCGGCUCUGUCAAUGGAGGAAACACAUUUCCAGGUGUUUCCCUACCCUUCGGGAUGGUGAAGUUGGGACCCGAUUUAUACACCGGAUCGGAUAGCUACUCGGGGUACCAGUCAACCGGUAGCUUCAUCGGAUUCAGUCUCUUGCAUGAAAGUGGCACAGGUGGCGCGCCGAAAUACGGAGUAGUCUCCCAAAUGCCUGUCGUUGGCACAAUCGACAACCCAUUGACAAACCAAAGUGUUGGUCGAAGCAGCGCGGAUGAGUCGAAAUUAGGUUAUUAUAAGUCGAGUUUAUCCAGCGGUGUUACUGUAGAGUUGGGUGCGACUGGUAAAGCCGGAUUGUUUAAGUACCAAUUUCCGGAAAACAAGGGCGAUUCAAACAUCGUUGUUGACGUUUCUCAUGUGCUACCAUCUUUUCGCGGUCAAGGUCUAGGUCAGAACUAUCUUGGUGGAAACAUAUCCGUGACAACGACAGACGGUGGAGUGAAGUAUCAAGGAUCUGGUUCAUAUGACAACGGCUGGAAUCGCGCUCCAAAAUGGACGGUCUACUUUUGCGGCUAUUUCGACCAGCCAGCCACGUUCAAGACAUUCCUUGGUAAGGACUCGUCAGGCGAAGACUUAGUAGACUUUAGCGAUGCGGAUACACAAGACUCCGAUGCCCGACUCGGUGCUGUCUUCACGUUCGAUAGCACGGAAGUAACCUCGAGAGUGGGAGUUUCGUUCAUUUCAUCCGAGCAGGCCUGCGGCAAUGUUGAUAAAGAGAUACCCUCAGGGACGGCUCUGGAAACUCUUGAAAACAAUGUUGUUAAGGCGUGGAAUGACCAAGUAUUGUCGAAGAUCACCACAACGGAUACUUCCAAUACCACCAGGCUUCAGCUUCUUUACUCGUCCUUAUAUCAUAUGUCCCUCAUACCUACUAAUAAAACUGGAGAGAAUCCGCUUUGGUCGUCAAGUGAGCCCUACUACGACGAUAUCUUCACCUUCUGGGAUCUGUUCCGUUGCACGACGUCUCUUUUGCACAUCCUGCAACCAGUAGUAUACGAAGAAUUCAUCCGUUCGCUUAUCGACAUCUGGAGGAAUGACGGUUUCUUGCCCGAUGCACGAUCUUCGUUUUUCAAUGGUGCGACACAGGGUGGUUCUAACGCAGACAACAUUCUUGCGGAUGCUUAUGUGAAGGGUGUUCGCGGUGCUAUCAAUUGGGAUGACGCAUAUUCUGCCAUGGUCACCGACGCCGAGACCGUACCUCCGAAUAACAAUGACUCGAGAGAUAAGUCUUCCUCAACGAAGGAAGGACGAGGAGCUCUGCCGGAUUGGAUAGACCAUGGGUACAUCACCACGAAGUACGGACGCUCAGUCAGCCGUGCUAUUGAAUACGCUGGAAACGAUUUCGGUCUUUAUCAAGUUGCUAAGGGUCUAGGAAAGGGUGAUGACGCGCAAAAGUAUCUCAACCGAUCGCGUAACUGGCGUAACCAGUGGAACCCAGACUUGGAGGCGUUGGGCUUUUCGGGUUUCCUCGGCCCCAUUGACGAAGACGGCAAUUUCCAGGACCAAGACCCGCUCAGCUGCGGCGGCUGCUACUGGGGUGAUGACUACUACGAGGCUUUGCCGUAUGAGUACUCGUUCAAUGCGCAUCACGAUAUGAAUAAGUUGAUUGAGCUUUCGGGCGGAAAUGAUAAAUUCCUUGCGCGUCUCGAGAAGUUCUUCGAGGGCGGCGUGAGCUCCGGCAAUUCUCAAUUCAAUCACACCCUGUUUAACCCGGGUAACGAGCCUAGCUUCACGUCUCCGUAUCUAUUCAAUUUCGUCGGACGUCAGGACCUAACUGUCAAGCACAGCCGUUACGCCGCUAACAGCUACUACGCCCCGACCCCAGGUGGCCUCCCCGGAAACUCGGAUGCUGGCGCUAUGGAGUCGUGGGUCUUGUGGUCUAUCAUCGGACUAUACCCCAUCACGGGUCAGACUACAUUCCUCAUCGGCUCGCCUUGGUUUAAGGACUUGACUAUCGAUCUUGGUAAUGCUAAGAAGGUAUUGAUCACAACUACUGGCGGUGGUGAGGAUGCAUAUUAUGUGCAAUCGCUCAAGGUCAAUGGGAAGAGUUGGGAUAAGGCGUGGAUUGCGUGGGAGGAUGUGUUUGCUAAUGGAGGAAGGUUGGACUUUGUGCUUGGGUCCGAUCCUGUUAAUUGGGCGACUGGCGAUGCACCACCAAGCCCGGCGACGGGGAGUUCGUGA
Molecule: messenger RNA, 2316 nt
Organism: Hypoxylon trugodes
Lineage: Eukaryota; Fungi; Ascomycota; Sordariomycetes; Xylariales; Hypoxylaceae
Product: glycoside hydrolase family 92 protein
Exons: 5
Coding region: 1-2316 (771 amino acids)
Biological process (GO): protein deglycosylation; carbohydrate metabolic process; protein quality control for misfolded or incompletely synthesized proteins
Cellular component (GO): cytosol; nucleus
Molecular function (GO): peptide-N4-(N-acetyl-beta-glucosaminyl)asparagine amidase activity; carbohydrate binding
Source: RefSeq, a predicted model, not a curated record